Molecule: messenger RNA, 2986 nt
Organism: Saimiri boliviensis boliviensis (Bolivian squirrel monkey)
Lineage: Eukaryota; Metazoa; Chordata; Mammalia; Primates; Cebidae
Gene: CTBS
Product: chitobiase
Biological process (GO): chitin catabolic process; oligosaccharide catabolic process
Molecular function (GO): chitinase activity; chitin binding
Source: RefSeq, a predicted model, not a curated record
CCCACCCAGGCGCUAGGAACAAGCUGUGGCCCCUUCGACCCGCUGCCAUGUCCCGGCCGCAGCUCGGACGCUGGCGCCUCCUAGCUCGCCAGCCCCGCGGCGUUCUGGGUCUAGCGCUGCUAGCAUUGCUGGCGCUGCCGCUCGCGGCCGGGACCGACUGCCCGUGCCCGGAGCCCGAGCUCUGCCGUCCGAUCCGCCACCGUCCAGACUUCGAGGUUUUUGUGUUUGAUGUUGGACAGAAAACUUGGAAAUCUUAUGAUUGGUCACAGAUUACAACUGUGGCAGCAUUUGGAAAAUAUGACUCAGAACUUAUGUGCUACGCUCAUUCAAAAGGAGCCAGAGUGGUACUUAAAGGAGAUGUAUCCUUAAAGGAUAUAAUUGAUCCUGGUUUCAGAGCAUCCUGGAUAGCUCAAAAACUUAAUUUGGCCAAAAUACAACAUAUGGAUGGAAUUAAUCUAGAUAUAGAGCAAGAAGUUAAUUGUUCAUCACCUGAAUAUGAUGCAUUAACUGCUUUAGUCAAGGAAACUACAGACUCUUUCCAUCGUGAAAUUGAGGGAUCACAGGUAACUUUUGAUGUUGCUUGGUCUCCAAAGAACAUAGACAGAAGAUGUUAUAAUUAUACUGGAAUUGCAGAUGCUUGUGACUUCCUCUUCGUGAUGUCUUAUGAUGAACGAAGUCAGAUCUGGUCAGAAUGUACUGCGGCAGCCAAUGCUCCCUAUAAUCAGACACUGACUGGCUAUAAUGACUACAUCAAGAUGGGCAUUAAUCCUAAGAAACUUGUAAUGGGUGUUCCCUGGUAUGGUUAUGAUUAUACGUGCCUGAAUCUGUCUGAGGAUCAUGUUUGUACCAUUGCAAAAGUCCCUUUCCGGGGAGCUCCUUGUAGUGAUGCUGCAGGACGGCAGGUGCCCUACAAAAUGAUCAUGAAGCAAAUAAAUAGUUCUAUUUCUGGAAACCAAUGGGAUCAAGAUCAGCAGGCUCCUUAUUAUAACUAUAAAGUAAGAUCUUUCGAUCCUGCUGGCCACUUUCAUCAAGUGUGGUAUGAUAACCCUCAGAGUAUUUCUUUAAAGGCAACAUAUAUACAAAACUAUGGCUUACGGGGCAUUGGCAUGUGGAAUGCAAAUUGUCUUGACUACUCUGGAGAUGCUGUAGCCAAACAGCAAGCUGAAGAAAUGUGGGAAGUCUUAAAGCCAAAGCUGUUUCAGAGAUGAACAUCUUUUGUCAAACUAUUAAGAUUUUUUAAAAUGAUAAGUAUAAACAGAUCUAGUUUCUUGCAUUUUUUGUUAUGUUGCUAUAUACUUUAGUUAUUGGCAUACUAACAAAAAAGAAGAAAUGUUUUGAUUGUUUGAAUUUGAAAAAUACAUAUUAAUGUAUUUUUCCAGGAACAUAAAAGCAAGAAACAAGUCAGCUUACCUAUUAAAUAUUAAUCUAUUAGAUAUUUUAAACUAUAAUUAGGAAAAAUUGCUCUCAGAAUUUUAUUAUGCCAUAUUUCCCUUCAUUACAGUAAAAUAUAUGCUUACAAAUCAAUGCUGAUUUUUAAAAUAUGUAUAAUUUGAAGUGGAAAUUGUUUGCUUAGAGUUUUAAAAACCGUCUUUGAAAAGCAUUUUGUGCUAUACUUUUCCCCCAAACCCCUAAUAAACCUUAAAUUUAGUGUCUCCUCUUUAGAUGCAUCAAACUGAUGAAAAUAAUUUUUCUGCUUCCUGACUCCAUAUAGUAUUAUGUUCUCUGAGGUACUUGAACUAAACCUCUGGACAAUGAGAAUUUAAAAAGAAUCCAGAAGAUUAAAUGCAUUCACAAAAUACAAGAAUGUAACAGUAAUAUUUUGAAUUAGUAAGUUAGAACUACCUAAUAUUUUCCAACUACGUUAUUUUUAUGAGGUUCAUCUGUAAAAUUUUUAGUAAUAACUUGGAGUUGAACUUGAUUCUAUUCACUCUCACUUAUACUUCUAAUUAUUCAUAUUCCUUCAUUUAUGGACAUAUAUAUUCUUGGCUAAUUUACAUGGUUAAAUUUUUUUUCUACAUCUGUAAUGUAUCUUUUUUUUUUUGUAGAGUCAGGGUCUUGCUAUGCUGCCCAGGCAGGUCCUCCAACUCCUGGGCUCAAGCACUCCUCCUGCCCUGGCUUCCCAAAGUGCUGGGAUUACAGGCAUGAGUGGCACUGUACUUUUAAUGAUCUAAAGACACUGGUUAGCUUCUUAACUAGUUCUCUUUCUAAAAGAUCAAUUUUAUACAAAUAACUUUUCUAAAUGUAAUAAAGUUUGUUUUCUUUUUCAAGGGAAUUAAGAACAACACUGUGCUGCCCUUGUUAGUUGCUAAUUACAGACUAAAGAUCUGUGUCUUUGAACUCUAGAUUUACAUAAAUCCUGGCUUCCCUGCACAUGUUCCUCCUGUAAAUUGGAAUAAAUGAUGAUUGAACAAGCUGUUACGAGAAUAUUACAUUUCCUAUUUACACAAUGAGAGUAAAAUCAACCAUUUUCAUAGUAUAUGUUGGAUCACUGUUGUCUUCAUAUAUCUAAAAUAAAUGAAUUAAAAAAUUUAAAUUCUUAGAUGCUAAUCUGUCAUAGCUCAGAAUGCAAGUUCAAUAACCCCUAUUCUAUUUCCAGAUUUCUUUUAAUUAAGAUAUAAUGAACAAAUUAAAUGAAGUCUUUAUUUUCAUGCAAAUAUAUUAGUAUUAAUACACAUUUAUUCUUUGCAAAAAAUUUUGUAGUCAUAUUAGCUCUUAAAUUUUAAGAUUAUUAGAAAUGAAAAUUAUAAAAUAUAGUACUGUAAAAUAAUACGUAAAAGACUUGGAAUGUUAAAAAUAACUAACCAGUCAUAAUUUUUCUUUAUAUUGCAUCUAAUAUUUCCUGAAACAUUUUGUGACACCUACAUGCAAAAUGCGGAAAGAGAAUCCUUAUGCUUUAUAUAAAACAUUGCCAAGGAGAAUAAUGGUUAAACAAAUCUGUUCAAAUAUUUAAUUUUUUGAUAAAUAAAAGUUUUAAAUUAACAUACCU